AUGACUGUGAACUACCGUCGAGUGUUAUUUCCAUACCUUUUCACUAACACAAUACCAAAGAAAAUAAUGCCAACGAUGGGUUUUGGAAUACGCUCAGACCCUGAAAUGCAGAUAGAGUAUAAAGUUGAGUUCCAUUACCAGAAGUUUAGAUAUGAAACAGAAAAAAGGACAGGGAAGAAACAGCACACUAAGCCAAUGAUGAUUAUUAAAUGUAAAGAACUUCCAGAUAUUCCACACAAAUAUAAACUGUACAUUGUCCCUGUAUCACCUAAUAAACCAUUCUGUGUCCAUCCAAAUAAGUUGGUUGGUAAAGAUUGCUGUGAUGGUGUAUAUCAUACUACUGAUGUUAGCAAAAUUAAAAAGAAAGCUAAUGGCGAUUGCAUUUUAGAAAUUCCAUAUUUGUAUAUUUGUCGCACGAAGAAGAAUGCUGUUAAAAAUUCUCUAGAGAAAAUGUUGAAGCAAUUGCCUGAUUCUGUUAAUGAACUGUGCAAGAUUGAAAGUAGUAGUGAUGAUAAUGUUAAAACUGAUUCCAUUCGACUUAGAGUUAUUUUAGAUAUUGAUGGUAAAAUGUAUAAUAAAUUAACCAGUAUCAUUACACAUCAUGAUUCAGGUGAAAAAGUUAAGCUCAAUAUUAAUGAAUUAAGCAGUUAUAAUUUUACCAGUGAAGAUAAAAAUUACAUAUGGAUAUUUACAGAAGACAUUAUUGGACCUGAUAUAAAGCAAGGUGAGUUUGAAGUUCAGAUGAUAACUGACAACUGGGAGAGUAAACCUUAUAUAUUAAAGAAUGGAGAUAUAUCAUAUAAGAGAGCAAUCAAAUAUGUAGUACCUGAAUGUAAAGACAGCUGUAUACAGACAGGUGACGUGAAAGGAAAGUUAGUUUUAAGAUGUCUUAUUAACAAUUUAACUAGUGAUCGUGAUAUUGUGUUUAUACAAUCAAAACUGCAUAAAAAGCGAAAAGCUCUUAGAGACAGACAAUAUGAUAUUAAAAGACUAUGUCUAGAAAAAGGUCAAAGUUCUUCUGAAAUAUCCCAAGAUUCAGACAUGCCAACAUCUAAUAACAAUAGAGAAACUGCUACCUCUGACAACUAUAGAUUGCUCCAAAAUAAUGGUGGUAAAACCUUUGUCCCAGAGUCAGAACCAUCUACAUUUAAGCCUGCUCUACAAAAACCUACUCCACAAACAUAUGUUCCACAACAACCUACCUCUGAGAAUGCUUCAACUGCAUUAACAAUGGAAUUUUCAUCAAACGCUGUUUCACAACAACCUUCAUCAGAAAUUGUUUCCAUAGACUAUCUCGCUAAUGAUUUGGUAAAUGAUAAUGUUGGAGCACAAGAAAUGGAAUCAGAUAGUUCACAAUUGUACUUAACCUAUGAUAACAUUGAUAAUAAUCCAUCACAAGGAUCACAAGCUAGGAUACAUGAGGCAUCUGAUACAAGUCAUGCAGGCAGCAGUUUUGGAAUGUCUGGUGAUCAGAAUUGGUAUGACAGCAAAUAUAAAGAGUUUAAUCAGGGUGUAGGUAGUUCAUUACAAGCAGAAUCCAGUGAUGUAUCUACAUCAUAUCGGCCAGAGGUAGAACCUGUUACACCUGUCAUUUUUGGUUCUACUCUAGAUAUUUUAGCUGAAAGUGUGCAGCUGUCAGGCAUACCUGACAAUAGUUCACAAAACACAAACCAUGUAGAAGGAACUUCAUUCCAGAGGGAGGUACAAUUACACCCAGAAAACUUUGAUAUGAAGAAAUCAGUUUCUCCUCCUGGUUCAAGUAUGGAAUUAUUACCACAAGUAGACUUUGAUUUUAACCUGAGUAGCAUAGAUAUAGUGGCAGGCUGCACAGAGCUUUUAGAAGCAUCUGCUGUUGAUUAUCAGAAGGACCUACAGUUGAAGAAGUAG
Lottia gigantea (owl limpet) is the source of this 1887-nucleotide messenger RNA. RefSeq lists its product as hypothetical. The record is from RefSeq and is a predicted model, not a curated record. Lineage: Eukaryota; Metazoa; Mollusca; Gastropoda; Lottiidae. Gene Ontology annotation, biological process: regulation of DNA-templated transcription. Gene Ontology annotation, molecular function: DNA binding; DNA-binding transcription factor activity. The transcript has 10 exons. Bases 1 to 1887 code for a protein of 628 amino acids.